AUGAAUAGCAGAAGUUCUGUAGCUAGCAACUCACUAAGUAAUUUUUCUUUAAUCGAAAGCUCUCCUAAUACCAGUGCCAGAUUAAGAAGAUUAAAAAUACAAGAAGAUAUUUUGACUGCAGCUGCUAAUAAAAUCUUACUUAAUUGUGAAUCCGAAGAAAGAGAAAAUGCAGACUUAAAAAAUUACGUCAGUAAAGUGAAAAGGUCAUAUUCAGAAAUUAAGACUUUAUUUCAGGAUAUUAAAACAUUAACCGGAGAUCAGGACAAUUUGAAAAAUACUGAUAUAGACGAUAUUAAAAAGGAUAUUUUGGAGCUAGAGGCAAAAGUUACAAAUUUUAAAAACUUCCUGCGAAGAGAAUUAACUGUAUUAAGGGUUGCUGAGAAAGAACUAAUUCAACAGAUAAACGACAACCCUCAAGAAAUAAAGAGCGGUUUAGUAAAAGCCCAGACAAAGCCUUACAGCGAGUUAGUCCCAAGCCCAGUUCGAGUUCUAAUUCAUUCGCCAUUGAAAUCUGUUGAGGUGCAAAGAUUUCAAGAAUUCUUGAAAACCACCAAACGAUUCGGCGGCUGGAAUGAAUACAACCACAAUAGUUUUGUUAGUGUUUGGAAUAAAUAUUAUAAACAAGACAAUAAUCUUCAUACACCAUAUAAGGACGAUGCCACAUACCUGAGGUUCAGCAACGAAGUAUGCCAAAAAAUAUUUGGUAUAAAACCAGACGAGAUAUGGUCCCAUACUCAAUGGUACUUGGAGUACGUUCAUUUGAAGUCGUGCCAAGAAGAAGCUCUGAGUAAAUGGAAAGACAAUAAAAGAAAAAUUAAAUAUUCGAAACAAAAGAAAGUUGAAAAUACGGAGGAAAAAUCGAAAACACGAGAGCAAAGGGUACAAGUGAAAUUUAGGUAA
Molecule: messenger RNA, 900 nt
Organism: Leptosia nina
Lineage: Eukaryota; Metazoa; Arthropoda; Insecta; Lepidoptera; Pieridae
Source: the annotation of a GenBank genome assembly